UCAAUCGAGACCACUCAAAUCUACAGUCUCUUGGAAAACGACUGACAAUUCAUUGUGUCACGCUACCCGCAACUGUUGUCUACUACUAGCCUACUGUUGUUCGAGUUUUAUGUUUAUAAUGUGAAGUGUGUUGUAGCCCAGUUCACCUGAGAAUUUGACCCUAACAGAACAGCUGAUAACACGGGGGGAGGGGCCUGAGGCAGUUUUAUAGUGUCAUCAUAUGCCAUGAACUUUGCCAUUGCUCGUUUUGUGUCCUGCUGUGUAACAAGCGGAGGAUUGCAGCUUGCCAGCAGGCCAUCUUGUGUGUUCAAGACAACCUGCACUUGUGCCCCUUUUGUGCUCUUCUCAAGAAGACACUACACACCCGGUGUUUCUUUCAAAAGGGUCAGUGCCUGGACCAAGUUCUCUCACCAUUUCAACAAAAGUCCUUGUCACACCUUACUUCAGUGCAGAUUGUUUACUUCGACCAUGGCACAACAAGCACAGAUUGGAGAGUAUCGAGAUCUGUAUCCAGAAAUUGAAGCUUUUGACACAGGAUUCUUGAAAGUCUCCGAUGUUCACAGCUUGUACUACGAGCAGUCUGGCAACAAAGAUGGCAAUCCUGUUGUGUUUCUCCACGGUGGUCCUGGUGGAGGCACCAGUCCCAGAGACAGACGAUUUUUUGACCCCAAGGCUUACAGAAUCAUCCUGUUUGAUCAACGAGGCAGUGGAAAAUCAACACCAGCAGCUGAACUGAAGGACAACACGACAUGGCAUUUGGUAGAGGACAUAGAGCGACUGAGGGAGCAUCUGAAGAUUGAGAAGUGGGUUGUAUUUGGAGGAAGUUGGGGCUCGACACUUUCCCUUGCCUAUUCCCAAACAUAUCCAGCGAGAGUGAAGGCCUUGGUACUACGAGGGAUUUUCACACUACGCAGGAAGGAGCUGGAAUGGUUUUAUGAGGGAAAAGGAGCCAAUUUCAUGUUUCCUGAUCACUUUGAUGAGUACAUCAGCCACAUACCUGAAGUGGAAAGAGGAGCAGUCAUUGAUGCUUACUACCGUCGUCUAACGUCUGAGGAUGAGAGUGUUCGUACUGAGGCUGCCCGCCGCUGGAGCACCUGGGAGAUGGCCACGUCCCACCUCUACGUCAACGAGGAAAAGCUUCAGAAGGCGGGCACUGAACCUACUUGGUCUUUGCAGUUUGCUCGAAUUGAGUGCCACUACUUUGUCAAUGGAGGAUUCUUUGAGAGUGGGUCACACCUCUUGGAUAAUGUUGACAAAAUUCGCAGCAUUCCAGCCACUAUUGUCCAAGGUCGCUAUGAUAUGGUCUGUCCAGCUACCUCAGCCUGGGAGCUUCACAAGCGAUGGCCAGAAGCCGAUUUCUUCAUGAUACCUGACUCUGGACACAACAGCAAUGAACCUGGAACUCGUACCAAGCUACUGGAUGCCACAGACAAGUACAAAUCACUUUAAAUGUGCCGAGAAGAACAAAUGUUGUGACGUGUUGAUUUACUGUGAAUCAACCAUUUGAUGCACUCAAUUUUGUUGAAGUUUAUGUUUGAUGGGUUUUGUUACAUUGAGAGUAAUCUGCAGCAGACUUAUGUUUAAUGUAUUUGUUGAGCCCUGAAUUUAAAAAAAAAGUAUAGUUUUUUAUUUUUAAUGGUUAACAAUAUUUGAAGGUCAAGAGUGCUCAAGACUGACUUGCCUGGCCUAAGUAAAAAAUAGCCAAAGAUGAAAAAAAUUAGGUAAAAAGUAAUACAUGAUGGGCUGACUAGAGUAAAAAAUGCAUUCGAAGAAAAGACAGGGUGAAAUUAGUUUUUAUUGGGAUGGAUUUUGUAAUUGGUAAUCAAUACUUGUUAGCUUAAACUUGAAAGCAAUCAGUUUUACUUGUUUGGAAGUAAAUGACAAUGGGAUAAUGUUUGCUCAACAGGGCCAUUAAUUAAACUUUAUGUUACCAUUAUUCAUUCUAUGAAAAAAGCUGUGGAAGCUCUUCAUUGUACUUGGGAUGUAAUUCUGAAAUAUAACGUGCAGUCUUUUACAAUUUGAUCUUUAUGGUCACAUUUCUGACCCAAAUUGAUAUCUUUUAAUAAGUACCAUUUCUAUGCCUUGUAUGCUUCCCUUCCAUAGUGUUCUCAUUCAUUUCUUUAAAAAAAAAUUCUAUGUAUUUUUCUCUCUAUAGAACAAUUAUUUUUAUGAAACAGAUUUACAUUUUGUUUUUCUAUUUGUAUCCUGAAGAAGAGUGAAUGAAUAAAGAAUACAAAAGUGAAUGAAUGAAU
Molecule: messenger RNA, 2252 nt
Organism: Aplysia californica (California sea hare)
Lineage: Eukaryota; Metazoa; Mollusca; Gastropoda; Aplysiida; Aplysiidae
Product: proline iminopeptidase
Exons: 9
Coding region: 226-1449 (407 amino acids)
Biological process (GO): proteolysis
Cellular component (GO): cytoplasm
Molecular function (GO): aminopeptidase activity
Source: RefSeq, a predicted model, not a curated record